Bufo bufo (common toad) is the source of this 1090-nucleotide messenger RNA. RefSeq names its product ADP ribosylation factor related protein 1 (gene ARFRP1). Gene Ontology annotation, biological process: intracellular protein transport; protein localization to organelle; Golgi to plasma membrane protein transport. The record is from RefSeq and is a predicted model, not a curated record. NCBI's taxonomy places the organism in Eukaryota, Metazoa, Chordata, Amphibia, Anura, Bufonidae. Gene Ontology annotation, molecular function: GTPase activity; GTP binding. The transcript has 8 exons. Gene Ontology annotation, cellular component: Golgi apparatus. Bases 110 to 715 code for a protein of 201 amino acids.
UUCACGGAAACAUUAGAUAUCCCAAGAAGCAUUGCGCGCGGCGGCGGAACUUGUUGUGUUGGCCGACAGAGACCUGAGUGAGGUUGAUGGGAAAGAGGAGGUCACUAUCAUGUAUACCUUGCUAUCUGGGCUUUAUAAGUACAUGUUCCAGAAGGAUGAGUACUGUGUCCUGAUACUGGGACUGGACAAUGCCGGCAAGACGACAUUUUUAGAACAGACCAAAAUCCGAUUCUGCCGCAACUACAAGGGCAUGAGCCUCAAUAAGAUCACGACGACUGUGGGCCUGAACAUUGGCACCAUUGAUGUGGGGAAGGUUCGGCUGAUGUUCUGGGAUCUCGGGGGGCAAGAGGAGCUUCAAUCUUUGUGGGAUAAGUACUACGCAGAGUCCCAUGGGGUGAUAUAUGUCAUUGAUUCCACUGAUGAGAUACGCCUGUCAGAGUCCAAACGGGCUUUUGAGAAGAUGAUCAGCAGUGAAGCCCUAGAAGGUGUGCCCAUCCUGGUCUUGGCAAAUAAACAAGAUGUGGAGGACUGUCUUUCCAUUCCUGAUAUCAAGACCGCCUUCAGUGACUGCAUUAAUAAGAUUGGCAAGAGGGAUUGCCUGACCCAGGCCUGCUCUGCCCUCUCCGGGAGGGGGGUGAAUGAAGGCGUGGAGUGGAUGGUAAAAUGCGUCGUGAGGAACAUUCACCGCCCCCCCAGAAAGAAGGACAUCACAUAGAGAGAAGCUUCCAUCAGCAGCAAGACAUGGGAGAGGAUGAGGAUGAUGCCCAGAGCUGUGAACACCCAUCCAGCAGACUGGAAUGUAUAUACACUCCUCCAGAAAAACGUGUAGAUAAUUUAUAUAUAGAGAUCUAUUUAUGUCCAUCCUAUGAACUCCACUUCGGGUGAUGUAAUCAGUAUGGUGACAGUCUCUGUAUAAUCGCGCCUUUGUAAUGGCUGCAUGUGACCAAAGAGGAAGUUGCUGUGUACUGGUGACCGCCACUGGAGAGAGUAGGAAUCGUUUGUAUUACUGGUUACUGCCACUUGAGGGAGCGUUCCUGUACUGCUGGCUACCACUAGGAGGAGCACUUGUAUUAAAACAUCCUUAUUAUGU